Messenger RNA from Bufo gargarizans (Asiatic toad), 7819 nucleotides. It is a transcript of the gene SEMA5B, whose product is annotated as semaphorin 5B. The record is from RefSeq and is a predicted model, not a curated record. Gene Ontology annotation, biological process: negative regulation of axon extension involved in axon guidance; semaphorin-plexin signaling pathway; axon guidance. The transcript has 22 exons. Lineage: Eukaryota; Metazoa; Chordata; Amphibia; Anura; Bufonidae. Bases 168 to 3431 code for a protein of 1087 amino acids. Gene Ontology annotation, molecular function: semaphorin receptor binding; chemorepellent activity.
CUGGAACAAAUGUUGGGGCUGCAGGAAGAGUUACACUUUAAAAUGUCAGCAAGAUUAGACAUUCUAGACUCUGCUGUCGGUAAGAAGCCGUCAUCUGCUGCGACAACCCUCCAUCUGGACUUGCCCCGGAGCAUCCCUUGGCAGAUAGACGUGCGGUGUCCUCCAUCAUGACCAGGCUAUGGGCGCUCCUCUUCUCGCUUCCGAGCGUCUUCAUUCUCCCGCUCCACCGCAGAACUCUCACAGUCCGAGCGGAUUAUCCAGAGAUGGAGGAGCAAUGUCUGAAGAGAGAGCACCCCAUACUUACCUUCCAGGACCUCAGGCCUUGGUUGUCCAACUUCUCUUAUGGCGACGUGCAGGAUUUCUCGCAGCUCGCCCUCGAUGUCAACAGGAAUCAGCUGAUCGUGGGCGCCAGGAACUACCUCUUCAGGCUCAGUCUGUACAACGUCUCCCUCCUCCAGAUGGCAGAGUGGAGUUCUGAUGAAGACACCCGCCGAUCGUGUCAGAGUAAGGGGAAGACAGAGGAGGAAUGCCAGAAUUACAUCAGAGUCCUGAUCGUGACUGGGAAGAGGGUCUUCACCUGCGGGACGAACGCCUUCUCACCUGUGUGCACCAGCCGCCAGGUCGGGAACAUCAGCAGAGUCUUGGAGAAGAUAAAUGGCGUGGCCCGAUGCCCGUACGAUCCCCGUCACAACUCCACCGCCGUCAUCACGGCCCGCGGCGAGCUGUACGCUGCCACCGUCAUAGACUUCUCUGGUCGGGACCCCGCCAUCUACCGCAGCCUGGGCAGUAUCCCCCCGCUCCGCACCGCACAGUACAACUCCAAGUGGCUGAAUGAACCCAACUUUGUGGCCGCCUAUGACAUUGGUCUGUUCACGUAUUUCUUCUUCCGGGAGAACGCGGUGGAGCACGACUGUGGGAAGACGGUGUACUCGCGGGUGGCCAGGGUCUGCAAGAACGAUUUUGGGGGUCGCUUUUUGCUGGAGGACACGUGGACGACCUUCAUGAAGGCGAGGCUGAACUGCUCGCGCUCCGGGGAGGUCCCCUUCUACUACAACGAGCUGCAGAGCACCUUCCUCCUCCCAGAGCAGGAUCUCAUCUACGGCGUCUUCACCACCAACGUGAAUAGCAUCGCUGCCUCCGCGGUCUGUGCCUUCAACCUCAGCGCCAUCACUCAGGCCUUUAAUGGCCCCUUCAGAUACCAGGAGAAUCCGCGCUCUGCCUGGCUGCCAACGCUCAACCCCAUACCCAGCUUUCAGUGCGGUAUUCUGAACGAUGACAGUCCGAAUGAGAACCUGACGGAGCGGAGCCUGCAGGACGCUCAGCGCCUCUUCCUGAUGAAUGACGUGGUGCAGCCGGUGUCCGUGGAUCCGCUGGUGACGCAGGACAGCGUGCGCUUCUCCAAGUUGGUGGUGGAUAUUGUGCAGGGGAAGGACACCUUGUAUCACGUCAUGUAUAUAGGGACCGAGCGCGGCACGAUCCUCAAGGCUCUGUCCACGGCCAAUCGCAGCCUGCGGAGCUGCUACCUGGAGGAGAUGCACAUCCUCCCGAGCGGCCAGCAGCAGCCCAUCCUCAGCCUGCAGAUCCUGCACAGCAACCGCUCUCUAUUUGUGGGACUGAACAACGGCGUCCUGAAGGUUCCUCUGGAGCGCUGCACCAUGUACAGGACCGAGGGGACGUGCCUUGGCGCCAGAGACCCGUACUGCGGCUGGGACAGUAAGAAGAAGCGCUGCACCACCCUGGAGGACAGCUCCAACAUGAGCCUGUGGUUCCAGAACAUCACGGACUGCCCGGUUCGCAACUUGACAGUUAAUGGAGGAUUAGGGGCAUGGUCAGCCUGGCAGCCGUGCCAGCACUCGGAUGGAGACUCCUCGUGUCUAUGCCGCUCCAGGAUCUGUAAUAAUCCUGCCCCUCGCUGCGGAGGUCGUGACUGUGACGGAUCCCGCAUAGAGAUAGCCAACUGCUCACGGAAUGGCGGCUGGACUCCAUGGUCGUCCUGGGCGCAGUGCAGCACGUCCUGUGGGAUCGGCUUCCAGGUGCGGCAGAGGACCUGCAGUAACCCCGCUCCACGGUUUGGAGGCAGAGUGUGCGUAGGGCAAAGCAGAGAGGAACGGUUCUGCAAUGAGAACAGUCCCUGUCCGGUCCCCAUAUUCUGGUCUUUAUGGGGUUCAUGGAGCAAAUGCAGUGCAGACUGCGGAGGGGGCGUCCACUCCAGACAGCGCACCUGUGAGAACGGGAACACCUGCCCCGGCUGCGCUCAGGAAUUCAGGAUCUGUAACUCGGAGACGUGUCCUGAGGUGCGCAGAAACACUCCUUGGACGCCGUGGAUGACGGUUAAUAUCACACAGGGCGGUGCUCGUCAGGAACAGAGAUUCCGCUACACCUGUCGCGCUCAACUCUCCGACCCCCAUGAGCUUCAGUUUGGGAGGAAAAAAACGGAGACGCGAUUCUGUCCCAAUGAUGGUUCUGCGGCCUGCGAGACCGACUCUCUGGUGGACGACAUGAUGCGGAGCGGGAAGUCCCCGGCGCGGAUUGUCAGCGGUGGAUGGAGUCCGUGGGGCGCGUGGUCGGCCUGUUCUCGGGACUGUGAAUUAGGAUUCCGCUCUAGAAAAAGAACUUGCAGUAAUCCGGAACCUCGGAACGGUGGUCAACCCUGCAUGGGGUCUGCCACCGAGUUCCAGGAUUGUAACCCACAGCUUUGCCCAGUGAAGGGUUCGUGGUCAUGUUGGUCAUCCUGGACACAGUGUUCUGCCACAUGUGGCGGUGGACAUUACCAGCGCACACGUACCUGCACCAACCCUGCCCCAUCUAAUGGCGGUGACAUCUGCAUUGGUCUGCACACAGAGGAGGCGCUGUGUAAUACUUACCCGUGUAAAGGUGGUUGGGCAGAGUGGUCAGAAUGGAGCAUGUGUCAUGAAGAUGGAACACAAUAUAGAAACCGCUACUGUGACCUACACAACCCUGGACCCACACAGUGUGUUGGAAAUAGCACUCAAUACAGAGACUGUAUAUACAAUGAGAUUCCAGUCAUUCUGCCAGCCUCAAGCAUUGAUGAAAGUAAAGAGUGUGGAGGUUUCAGCCUUAUUCAUCUGAUAGCCACUGGUGUGUCUUGUUUCUUUGGCUCCAGCCUCUUGACAUUUGUAAUCUACGUUUAUUGCCAACGGUGCCAGAGACAGUCCCAGGAGUCCACCGUGAUUCACCCUGCAACCCCCAACCAUCUCCACUACAAGGGAAACUCUACUCCCAAAAAUGAGAAAUAUACUCCCAUGGAGUUCAAGACACUCAAUAAGAACAAUUUGCUUCCCGACGACCGAACCAACUUUUACCCUUUGCAGCAAACGAACGUGUACACAACCACAUAUUACCCGAGUAGUCUAAGCAAAUACGACUUCAGACCAGAUUCUUCUCCAGGCAGAACUUUCACCAACAGCUGAGAUACGGCCCGGAAUGGAAUUCACGUCGUCGUCACACUGAGGUUCCAUCUCCUUCCCCCUCUCAUGCUCCUUAGACAUGGCUCAGCUCAUUCUCUGUCACAUCUUGAGUUGGGCUAAUGGACCUACUGACCCUUCUCGGUGACCUGUUGUGGACAUCACACUGGAGUUAGCCCCUAGGACACAGCUAGAGUGGUAUCUUCAUGGUCGGGAGAGGAGUAUAGUCCAAGGCUUCUGUUUACUUGAAGAUGAACACGCUGCUUCUGUAGAGAUCCUGGAACAUAUAAUAAAAAAAAAAAUAAUUCCUGGAGGUUUGUGGAAGCGUUCGGCGUGUUCACUCAUGAGGCAUUUAUUUUUUUGAUUUUUUUUUUUUCAUAUAAGCAAAGAAAAUAACACAUUACACUGAAUGGCUUUGUUGCUUGCAUGACCAGCUCCGACACAUCAUCACGGCUGUCGCUCCGUUCUCCUUUGACAGUAUUCGGAUCAUUUCUGGAUUGUACCAACGGCCACAAACAUUUGCAACAGUCACCUUGCCGAUGAAGACUGAACUCGAUGAAAUGACCUUCUUGUGUCUCCAGAAAUUGGAUGCUUUCUUGAUAGACUAUUCUUCGCCGCCUCUAACAAGUGUCAGAAUCUUUCUUGUUGAAGACCCAUUAACACCUCCGAAGAUCAAGGCCUAUCAUCACACCCUGUCUAUAGGUGUUCCCAGGUCCGCCAUGAGGUCCCUGUAGACCAGACCAUGCAUAACCUGACCUACAAAAGUGUCCACUUAGGUUUUCACCUACAGAGGCAGGACUGUCUUGUUCUGAUGUCUUGGUAACUUAGAUCUAUAAAGUGUUUUAGAGACCGAUUCUGAGUUGACCUCUGCCAGCUUGGUCUCUCUCGCCCAUGUUCUGUGCACCAUGGUGAGAGGCCUCCAUACUAUUAGAACGGUGGCCAGUCUAGGGACGGUUGUAGUAGUAGAUGAAGGCAGGACCGCUUGGAGCCCCAGAUCGGUCGCUGCACUUUCUGAUGUAAUAACUCGUUUUGAUGUACAGAAGAAACUGAUCGGUGAACACGUGGGAUUUGUUUAAGCCAAUUUCUGUUCUUUUCAUGGUUACUAGGAUUGAGAGGUUUUUUUUUUUUUUGUUAGUUUUUUUAUAUAUAAAAAUAACAGGACAAAGAAUGUCUAAAGCAUCUUGUCUUCCACAAUGUAUGUCCGACCCAGAAAUAUCAUUUCAAAACUGUCAGACGUUUCUGUAAGCCUGGCAGUGAAAUGGUUAUCCUGGAGAUUUCAGCUUUACACAUAGUACCGCUUCUCACAGGAUGAUGGCCACUAGGAAUUCGGGAUCGAUACUUGGCAAACCAUGGACUUCACAACCACGUGCCAUGGGAGAGGCCAUUUCUGUGUUUUAGAAGAGUUGUCUGAUAGUUGUGAGAGUCGCCGUUAGGUUGUGUAGACUUCUGUCUGACGCGCGGAGAUUUUAGCUUUGAUGUUUAGAAUGAUUUGUGAAGAAUGGCGCAGAGCGACUGUAGUUCACGUGGAGUUUAGGUUCCGCCUUAGUUUAGAGUGAUUGCAAUGCAAUUCCAUUCAGUGCCUGUUCUGUUUUUAUGGUAUUUAAGGUUGCGCUAAAGAACACGUGAGGAGCAGUUGCAGAUUGACAUGAGGGUGAGCAUUCCCACUUUUUCCUAUAGUGUGCAAGCGCGUCCACCACUGAUGAAUUGCAGGGUGGUCGUAACCAGUGUAAAAAGUGAUGGGAAAUAUAGAAAGUUCCUUGUAUUGACUGUAUCGACAUGAUAAAUGCCACUUCCUGAAGUGACAAAAGCCAAAAUUCAAUGUAUCCAGCUCGUAGUAAAGUGGGAAGUAACAGGACUAUGCACUUCCCGGCAGUUCUAUAAUAAGCCAUACCAAGGGCAGGUACGUCCGCGAUCAUCGGACUGGAAUAUUGGCUGCUGUUUGCACACGGGAUAGAGCCACGGUCUGCACAAUCACAUUAAAGCUUCACACAUUAGAGUGCUUACACCCAUCAGGUAGAGGGAUGAUUGGGAUUUCCCUAUAAGUGUCUGAUACAAGGUCAGGGACUCCACCAAUUUAAGCUUGCAUGGAUACGCUGAUCACAGAACGGAGACGCUACCGCCACCUUUCCCUCUUGGCUACUCUGCUUCCGAUUUUCCGCAGUGGAUUUGGCUGAACUCCACAAUUGCAAAAUACACAUAAAAUGCAGUAGAUUUCACCUUCUGCAUUGCAAAGGGUGAAACCAGUGGCCCCUAUCUACACUAUACAUUGACAUCCUGCGGAUUGAAAAGUUGCAUGCGGGUUCCAGUGCGGAGACUCUGUGGUGCGUGAAUUUAUUUUUUAUUUUAUUUAAAAACUGUAAAAUGUUCAACUGUACAACAUUGCUGAUUUGCUGCAUGAAAAUCAACGGCACAUCCGCAGCAUUUUUGCCAUGUGGGAACAUUCGCUCAUUCUGCUCCUUACUGAUGCCGUGGCACCUGGUUGAAAAGGAUUUAGAAGAUCUCUACCGUCUGCCCCCCUAUCAGGCAUUCAUGACAUGUGCAUAGGAUAUAUAGAUCAUAAAUUGUAAGGGGGGGGGGGGGGUAUUAAAGUGCUGUGCCAGUUUUCUGGCAUAGAAAGGAGGUAAAGUUGGGGACAAGUGCCAUUAUGCACCAUCUGCAACUUGAUGAUGUUUUCAGACAACCUCACAAUAAGUAAACGGGGGGUGACAGGCCACGGAUGGGACGUCCAGGGACCAACACAUUUAACAGAAAACUGCUGUGCUUUAUACCUAAAAUCUACACUAGCCCCUGCAUAGCCCUCCGGAGGGUGCGCCAAAAUACUCUAUGCCAGCGUCAGAAACGGCGGUCUUCAUAAAUUCCCCCCAUAAGGUAGAAAGGUAAUUGCCAAAACUUCUGAAAUGUCCUUGUGUUUCAUUUAGGGCUCAUUCACAUGGCCGUAUUGCGAAUGGCUGUGUGAACUCAGUGAUGUGGACCCAUAGACUUGAAUUGGUCCAUGAUUCGCAACACAUAGGGCAUGUCCUAUCUUUUGUGGUGCGGAGACACGGGUCGGACGCACUGCCAUGAGCUUUCGGGUCUGUGCUAUCUUUUCGUAUUUUGCAUAUCGUGGGGCCAUUCAAGUCAAAGGGUCCGCACCGCGAUACAGCAUUCCCAUGGCCGGUGCCUGUGUAUUGCAGACCGCUAUGUGUGAUCUGCAACAUGGGCACAGCGAUCAUACGGUCGUGUGAAUGAGCCCUUAAAAAAAACUGGGAAAAUAAACCAUUUUCCUCCUUGUUCAUCCAACACACUCGUUACCCAAAGAUACAAUUAGGAAUCUGCUGGGGUUUGGCUGUUGGGAGAGCGACGCAGCGGCGCGCUCCUCUCGGAGUCACUGAAUACUAAUGAUUCCUGACUUUAACAAAUCCAUUUUGUGUUAAAUUCAGGAAAUUGUACAGACACAAAUUACAUUUUCCAGCUGCGAACAAACCGUCACUUUGUAUAUUUACAUCUCAGUGUGACGCGCGGCGGAGUCGCCCGGCCCGUUACAGAUAACCAAGCAUUAAAUCGGCAGCACAAAUACUGCUGGUAACCUUUGGGAGGGGAGCGAUAAUGUAAUCUAACUGUGUGGAGCACAGGGGAACCUCGCGCUGGCUGUAUUUUUGAAUAUCAGAUUAAACGUAUUGCAGACAAAUAUAAUUUCCUCUUUCACAUUUUGCGGCUACGAUAAUGGAGGAUACAAAAAGGACGUGGUUUCCAGGUGUUCAGGAACUGGCCACAAUAUGGCAGAACGCAUCCACCGCCCAGUCCUUACACGUAUCACAUAGAAGAUUGACAGCAGAAUAAGCCCUUCAUCCCGGGCAAACUUAUAGUCACUUACUGUCCAUCUCCCGACCACCUCUGCUGGGAGUUUGUUCCAAGUCUGAACUACUCUUUCAGUGUAAAAAGGUUUCCUGCAUUCAGGCGAGUCUUCAGCUUUUUUCGCUGGAGAUAAAACCGUAGCGUGCUGCGGUAUUAUCUCCGUCCGGAUCAUUCAAAAUGACUGAACUGAAGACGUCCUGAAUGGAUUACCCUCCGUUCAGAAUGCACAGGGAUAAAACGUAUCAGUUCUAUUCCGGUAUUGAGCCCCUAGGAUGGAACUCGAGUGUGAAAGUAGCCUUACUUGAAGGUUUCGAUCACGUCUCCCCUUCCCUUCUUUCCUCAAAACUAUACAGAUUAAGAGGGACAUUUAUCCAAUCUGCCACGCCAGUUGUGGUGUAAAAAUGUUGCAAGUGAUGCGACAUUUGUGCUGCCUUGCCAGUUUGAAGGGAUUCUGUCACCAAGUUUUAGGGUAUAGAGCUGCGGACAUGCACGGCUAGAUCGCCGCUAGCAUGUCCGCAAUAUAUCUGUCCUAUAGGGCUGUGUGCUUUUACUUUCUUUAA